CAAUCUGCUCGAUCUCUCUUCUUAAGACAAGCCCUCUCAUCUCUGGAAUCAACAAGUGAACCUCCUCUGAACCACCUCCAUUGCAACUCCAUCCCUCCUCAAGUGGGAAAUUACCUGCGCAUGUUCCGGGGCUCGCUGUACAAAAAGUAUCCGUCACUUUGGAGACGUCUGGCUACUGUCGAAGAGAGGAAGAAGAUUGUUGCUUCGUCACAUGAUCAUGGCUACACGACUCUGGCCACUAACGUUACCCUGCUACGUGCAACAGAGGUGGAAGAGAUCCUGGAAGGCAAUGAUGAAAAGUACAAGGCCGUCUCUAUCAGCACUGAGCCUCCAACGUACCUUCGGGAACCGAAGUCGAAGCGAAGUAAUCAAUGGGUGCCCACCCUACCGAACAGCUCGCACCACCUGGACGCAGUGCCCUGUUCAACCUCCAUCAACAGAAACCGCAUGGGCCGGGACAAGAAGAGGGUUUUCCCCCUGUGUUUCGAUGACCACGAUCCCGCAGUUAUCCACGAGAAUGCCGCCCAGCCUGAGCUCCUGGUGCCUAUCCGGUUGGACAUGGAGAUUGAUGGACAAAAACUGCGAGACACCUUCACCUGGAACAUGAACGAGAAGCUGAUAUCGCCCGAGAUGUUCGCUGAGAUCCUGUGCGAUGACCUGGAUUUGAACCCGCUGAACUUUGUACCGGCUGUGGCCUCGGCCAUUCGGCAGCAGGUGGAAUCCUACCCCAUGGACAGCAUCCUGGAGGACCAGACCGACCAGCGAGUCAUCAUCAAGCUCAACACACACGUUGGGAAUAUCCUGCUGGUGGACCAGUUUGAAUGGGACAUGUCGGAGAGGGAUAAUUCGCCCGAGAAGUUUGCAUUGAAGCUGUGCUCGGAGCUGGGCCUGGGCGGAGAGUUCGUCACCACCAUCGCUUACAGCAUCCGUGGGCAGCUGAGCUGGCACCAGAGAACGUACGCGUUCAGUGAGAACCCACUGCCAGUCGUGGAGAGUGCCCUCCGGAACACCACGGAUGCUGACCAGUGGUGCCCCCUCCUGGAAACACUGACCGACGCCGAGAUGGAGAAGAAGAUUCGUGACCAGGACAGAAACACCAGGUACAGCACGACCAGCUGGAGUCCGAGGAACACCAGAAUGCGGAACAGGAGUCGGCCGUUCGGCCCCUCGAGCUAUGUCUGCCAUUCAAUAAAACCGUGGCUGAUCUGAUUGUGACCUCAACUCCACUUUCCUGCCUGUCCCUUCCCCAAUCCGUGACCCUCCAAACCUGUUGUCAAUCAAAAAUCUGUCUCACUCAGUGUCGAACAUAUUCAGUGACUGGGCCUCCAUUGCUCACUGGCAGAGAGAAUCACACAGACUAAUGACCCUCCGACAGCAUAAAUUCCUCCUCAUCUCAGUCUCAGAUGGGUAAGCCCUAAUUUUUAAGCUGUGUCUCCCAGUUCUAGAGUCUCCCACCCAGGGGGAAACACCCUCUUGGCAUCCAACAAUAAGUUCCUCAGAAUCUUACAUCCUUCACUAAGAUCAGCUCAUUCUUAAUUCCAGUGGAUACAGGCACAACAUAUCCUCACAAAAGACAUCCCACAGGGAACCCAGUUGAGAGAACCUUCUCUGAACUGAAAGUCCAAUUGUAUCCUUCUUUAAGUCCAGAGAGCAAAACUGUACACUCUGCUCCAGAUAUUGUGUCACGAAGGUCCUGUACAGUUGUGACAAUACUUCCCUCCUUUUAUACUUGAUUCCCCUUACAAUAAAGGUCAAAAUGCCAUCUGCUUCCUAA
This is a messenger RNA of Rhincodon typus (whale shark), 1774 nucleotides long. Its product is annotated as SWI/SNF-related matrix-associated actin-dependent regulator of chromatin subfamily B member 1-like. Gene Ontology annotation, biological process: regulation of transcription by RNA polymerase II; chromatin remodeling. The transcript has 8 exons. Gene Ontology annotation, molecular function: transcription coregulator activity. The record is from RefSeq and is a predicted model, not a curated record. Gene Ontology annotation, cellular component: nuclear chromosome; nucleus. NCBI's taxonomy places the organism in Eukaryota, Metazoa, Chordata, Chondrichthyes, Orectolobiformes, Rhincodontidae. The coding region runs from base 121 to 1209 and encodes 362 amino acids.